CUGGCUGUAGGAGUUCUGGCAGAAAACGGUUUGACGCUGGAAGAGUGGCUGCCUUCAGCAUGGAUUACAGACACCGUUCCUCGUCGGUGCCCAUUUGUGCCACAGAUGGGGGAUGAGGUCUACUAUUUCCGACAAGGUCAUGAAGCAUAUGUUGUAAUGGCUAAGAAGAACAAAAUAUAUAGUAUUAAUCCCAAAAAACAACCAUGGCAUAAAAUGGAAUUACGGGAGCAAGAGCUGAUGAAAAUAGUUGGGAUUAAGUAUGAAGUGGGAUUGCCUACUCUCUGCUGUCUUAAACUAGCUUUUCUUGACCCCGAUACGGGUAAAUUAACGGGAGGAUCAUUCACCAUGAAGUACCAUGAUAUGCCAGAUGUCAUCGAUUUCCUAGUUCUGAGGCAGCAGUUUGAUGAUGCAAAACAUAGGCGAUGGAAUAUAGGUGAUCGUUUCAGGUCAGUGAUAGAUGAUGCUUGGUGGUUUGGAACAAUUGAAAGCCAGGAACCUCUCCAGCCUGAUUAUCCUGAUAGCUUAUUUCAGUGCUACAAUGUCUGCUGGGACAACGGUGAUACUGAGAAGAUGAGCCCUUGGGACAUGGAGCUGAUACCAAGUAAUGCUGUAUUUCCCGAAGAACUGGGAACUAGUGUUCCUUUAACAGAUGAUGAACGUAGAACGCUGCUCUACAAACCUCUGGAUGGAGAGUGGGGUUCCAGGACCCGAGAUGAGGAGUGUGACAGAAUUAUUGCGGGGAUAAACCAGCUCAUGACUCUAGAUAUUGCUUCUGCAUUUGUGGCACCUGUGGAUCUCCAGGCUUACCCCAUGUAUUGCACUGUUGUGGCCUACCCCACAGACCUCAGCACCAUUAAACAAAGACUGGAAAGCAAGUUUUACAGGCGCCUUUCUUCCUUGAUGUGGGAAGUCCGGUACAUAGAACAUAAUACUCGCACAUUUAAUGAACCUGGAAGUCCUAUUGUCAAAUCUGCCAAAUUUGUCACAGAUCUUCUGCUGUACUUCAUAAAAGACCAGAGCUGCUAUGACAUAAUUCCAUUGUACAAUGCAAUGAAGAAGAAGGUGUUGUCUGACUCUGAUGAGGAAGAAGAGAAAGAUACAAAUGUGCCAGGAACUUCCACUAGAAAAAGAAAGGAUCAUCAGCCGAAGCGGCGACUCCGUAAUAGAGCGCAGUCGUACGACAUUCAGUCGUGGAAGAAGCAGUGCCAGGAGCUGCUGAAUCUCAUUUUUCAGUGUGAAGACUCUGAACCGUUUCGACAACCAGUGGAUCUCCUUGAAUAUCCAGAUUAUAGAGAUAUUAUUGACACUCCGAUGGAUUUUGCUACUGUUAGAGAAACACUGGAAGCUGGAAACUAUGAGUCACCGAUGGAGUUAUGUAAAGAUGUGAGACUUAUUUUCAGCAAUUCUAAGGCCUAUACACCAAGUAAAAGAUCAAGGAUCUACAGUAUGAGUUUGCGCCUUUCUGCUUUCUUUGAAGAACACAUAAGUUCUAUUUUAUCAGAUUAUAAAUCUGCCCUACGCUUUCAUAAAAGAAAUACAAUAAAGAAACGAAGGAAAAAAAGAAGUAGAAGCAGCUCGGUUUCCAGUAGUGUUGCAUCCAGCCCUGAAAGGAAGAGGAGAUUAAUAAAACCUCUGCUGAAGGCAGAAACUUCUGCCCCCUCUUCAUCUUCUGCACCUGCACGGUCAACAGCCCUGAGACAUGCUCCACCUCACAUGAAUGGAAAAGCUGCUGAAACCUCUUCCCUUGUGCGGACUAGAAGCAAUAAGGGGAUAACAGAUGUGGCUGUUACAGAGCAACCAUCUACUUCUUCAGGAGCAAAGCCUUUAACAAUAAAGCCUUUAAUUGCAAAGCCUAAUACUACUGCAGGGUCAGGAAAGUCAGUACUGGAAAAUUCAACCAAACAUUCCAAGAACCAGAAUAUGGUGUCAAUCCCUAGUCAGUCUGAUUACAGUCAUAACACUAGGAAUAACUCCACAAGAGAAAAUCCUGAGAAAGAGAAGCAAAUCAAGCGCAAAGUAAAAUCUUCCACUGUUAAUCCACAAGCAGAUUGCAAGAAUAAUGCUUUGGCAUCAGGCAGCAUUCAGGUAAACGGACACGGAGGACAGCCUUUGAAACCUCCAGUUAAAAGAGGUCCCGGACGGAAACCGAAGGUGGAGACGAAUAACAGUAGCUGUGAAGUGGUGCACAAGAAAAGAGGCAGAAAACCAAAAAAGCUACAACUUGUUGAACAGCAGAAGGUUGCAGAGCAGAAUACAAUCCAGACUGCAAAGGAUAUACCCGAAGAAGCCUCUGCUUCUACUGCAUGCAAUUCUCUUUCUGAAAAUAAUAUGAAGGAAGACUUGUUACAAAAAAAAGGCCGUGGGGGUAGAAAGCCAAAAAGAAAGAUAAAGACUCAUCAGCCAGGCUCAGACCUUUCAGUUCCUGCGAAUGUUAAAAUGCAAACAAGAAGCAGGAGGAAAAAGGUUGAUGCGCCUAUGGAGGAGGGGUCUGAAGAGCUCAAAGACUCUGAACCUCACAUGAGAACUAGAAACCAGGGUAGGAGGACAGCCUUUUACAAUGAAGAUGACUCUGAGGAAGAACAACGGCAGCUAUUGUUCGAAGACACCUCCUUAACUUUUGGAACAUCUAGCAGAGGCAGAGUCCGAAAGUUGACUGAAAAAGCAAAAGCGAAUUUAAUUGGUUGGUAA
This is a messenger RNA of Pterocles gutturalis (yellow-throated sandgrouse), 2688 nucleotides long. Its product is annotated as PH-interacting protein-like. Gene Ontology annotation, biological process: regulation of cell shape; regulation of transcription by RNA polymerase II; cytoskeleton organization. Gene Ontology annotation, cellular component: nucleus. The coding region runs from base 106 to 2688 and encodes 860 amino acids. The record is from RefSeq and is a predicted model, not a curated record. The transcript has 17 exons. Gene Ontology annotation, molecular function: protein binding. Lineage: Eukaryota; Metazoa; Chordata; Aves; Pterocliformes; Pteroclidae.